UUUGUCGUCGGAAGAACGCUUGCGCGCUUAGCUCUCCGAUUGUGCUGAUGCAAGACAGUGGAUGAGAGUAGUUAGAGAGUAGUGUGAAGUAUAUUUACCAGGACGUAAAGCAUUGAUAUUUAAUUCAAUCAUGUCAGAAGACGAGAUUUUAUUCGACCCCACUACAUCAAAGAAGAAAAAGAAGAAGAAGAAGCCCUUCAUGCUCGACGAAGAUGGAGAUGGGCUUGGAGAGGAAGCCCAACAGGUUGAACUGAGAGAAGUUGAGCCUGAAGCAGGAGAGGAGCGAGAAAUGGACCCUGAAGAUGAUGACAUCAAGAAAAAGGAGACUUCGGAUGAUUUAGAUGAUCUGAACUUCUUUAAUCAGAAAAAGAAGAAAAAGAAACCAAAGAAGGUGUUUGAAAAUGACAUUGAAGAAGGCAUAAAGGAGCUGAGAAUUGAAGGAGACCAGCAGGAAUUAAUGGAGGAAGAUGAUUUGGACUUGAUGCUUCCAGCUAAAAAAAAGAAACCAAAAAAAGUGGAAUUUGUUGAGGAGAGAGACACUGUGGAACAAGACGAUGUCAUCGAGGAUGAUAAAAGCACAGAAGGCAUCACAUUCAGCUCACAAUCAGGCCCAGCAUGGGCAGAUUCAGAGAGAGAUUACACUUAUGAUGAGUUGUUGAGCCGGGUGUUUAACAUCAUGAGGGAGAAAAAUCCUGAUAUGGUUGCAGGAGAGAAGAGGAAGUUUGUGAUGAAGCCGCCUCAGGUGGUCCGAGUUGGGACAAAGAAAACAUCUUUUGUAAACUUCACUGACAUCUGCAAACUGUUGCAUCGACAGCCCAAACAUCUUUUGGCAUUCUUGUUGGCUGAGUUAGGAACAAGUGGCUCCAUAGAUGGAAAUAACCAGCUUGUAAUCAAAGGACGCUUUCAACAGAAACAAAUAGAGAAUGUCUUGAGAAGAUAUAUAAAGGAAUAUGUGACUUGUCAUACCUGCCGCUCACCGGAUACAAUUUUACAGAAGGACACGCGUCUCUACUUCUUGCAGUGUGAAACCUGUCACUCACGUUGCUCUGUAGCCAGCAUCAAGACUGGAUUCCAGGCUGUCACUGGAAAAAGAGCCCAGCUUCGAGCCAAAGCCAACUAAUACAAGCACUCUAUUCUGGCCUCUUUCUCAGACUGAUGCUCUGCUGACAACUGUUCUCACUGCUCUACUCUAAGCGCAAUAGAAUGACCCAAGGCUUGGACCUCAGGAGUGGUCUGUAGAAGGUUUUGAGUGUAAUUUUAUUAAUAAAUCUGACACUGAAGCUAGAGUGCUUUAGGGAACAGGCUGCCUCUGAUUUGCUCAUCUUACUUAACCUCCUUCCUCUGGAAAUAUUAUGGGUUUUUUUCCCCCCCUGUAUUCAGCAUAUCUGAUAACCCAGAGCAUAUUUCUGUAUAUAUAUAUAUAUAGUGAAUAUUGCCCUCAGAGCAGUAUUUUUUCAAAGAAAAAUACAAGGAUAUUAUUCGAUGGAAACCAGAAAUAGGCAUAUGUCAUCUUCUUUGCAGAGAACCAUAGCCUUUUAUAUUGAACUUUGUUUUAUCAAAGGAAAACUGAUUCUGCAAAUCUCAACGUAUGUUUUAUGGGACAGUCAUUGCACAAGAAUGCAGGAAUGUUCAGAAUAGAUCCAAGCUAAUUUUUUGUGAUCCAGGAAUUCAGCAAAGGGUAACUUCGAAUCUUCUAUGAACUCUAGAAAAAGAGGACUCUGUUCCUAUUUAAUUACACAGACAAAUGCAUAUUGUGCUGUUUUCUUUAGUAGACAGUAAAUGUGUGGGCAUGUUUUGUAGGGCUUAGAUAGAAAUAAAGGAUAGUUUGCAUUUGCA
Pimephales promelas (fathead minnow) is the source of this 1836-nucleotide messenger RNA. Its product is annotated as eukaryotic translation initiation factor 2 subunit 2. Gene Ontology annotation, cellular component: eukaryotic translation initiation factor 2 complex. Gene Ontology annotation, biological process: formation of translation preinitiation complex; translational initiation. The record is from RefSeq and is a predicted model, not a curated record. Gene Ontology annotation, molecular function: translation initiation factor binding; mRNA binding; translation initiation factor activity. Lineage: Eukaryota; Metazoa; Chordata; Actinopteri; Cypriniformes; Leuciscidae.